AUGGAUCCAUCCGAGCACGGCAAUCCUCCAAAAAAGCGCGAAGCCUCUUCGCCCCCUCCGCCCGUUUCCCCAACCUCAAAAUCAGCAGCAAAGAAGGCCAAGUCUGGCGCAAAAGAGCCCACAUGGGCGGAGGCAUCACCUCCAUCAUUUAUUCAGCAUGAGUAUGUUAUUUAGAGCUGCUCAGAACGAGCUUUUCAUCUAAUACUACUCUAGUUCUUCCUCAGCGGACACAAACACAACCCCAAUCCCAAUACCCACACUGACACCAACAACUCGACCUGCCUCUCUAAAAUUCAAUCGCAUCGGCUCUCCCCACGCCAUGGGUAUGAAACAGCGCGCUUCCACGUUCAUCGGUAUCCCGCAUUACGGCUAUGGCAUAUCGAUCGAGGAGAUGGUCAGUGGCAUCCAGAUUCCCGCUGCUUUGCUGCCAACGCUUCAGCCCUCAGAGCCCGCCCAGUCUGCUCCCAGUCCUUUAAUGGGCAUAAAAGAACUGAUUGAAAGAGGACUCCUUCCCAGCAAUUCUCACUACGCAGAUGAUGACCUUCCAGAGCCCGAGUCGGUUCUUUUGCCGCCUCUCCCUUUAUCAGACAAGCCAAUAGAAUCUGAUGACCAUGAAUACCGUACUUUCCGUGAAGUGGUAUGGGACCGUUACUUCCAGGUUUUUGAGCCUCGUAUUACGUGCUUUGAUCACACGUGGCUCAACUGGCUGAGAUUUUUGGGUCUUCUAAAAUUAUCAAAUCCGGCAUACAAUAAGGCAAAGAUAAUGAAUGUAGACUGGAGAAUCGCAAAGGCAGUUGAGGGAAAGUGGAAGGACGAAUCGUCGGCUAAGCGCCGAGUAGUCGAAUACUUAGCAGAUCGCCGUCAGAAAUAUGAUGAUGAGCAUCAGGUUCCAAGCCGAGAGUACCCGGAUAACCUACAUCGUGUUAAAGCGCUGACUUUGGAGGAGAUUGAGAGCCGAUUUUCACGAUUACAGGCGUUACCACCGCAGAGGAGCAAAUUGAGGCACGAGAAAGGUUGCUGGACAGCAUCAACGUCGUUUCUAAAGCCCGCGAAGCAAUAAUGGCGGCAGUAUCUACGCCAAUGAUCACGGAGACUACAUUCAACACUUUAGUCCCGUUGAUUCGCCUUGAUGUUGUGUUCAAAGCGAAAGUGGUCGCGAAAUAUCGCAACCCCCCGGCACUUUCUUGGAUGGAGUUCGAAAUAAAAUUUAGGAUUUACUCUCCUGAAUGUUUCGUCUUAGCAGAGGAUUACCAAGUAAAGUUUCGUCAAUGGCUUCGUAAGCUCGGUCUCAAUCGCUUCCCCUUCAACUUUUGCCAUGGUUACGAGCAUGCCUUAACUAUCGUCGAGCUGUCGUGGAAUGAAAUUGACGCAGAGAAGAGAAAUCAGUUGGCAACUAGAGCCAGCAAAUACAAAGAGAAGUUCUUAAUUAAAGGUUCGAAACCACAGCACUGGUAUUUCCUGGAAGGAUAUUAUGGCUUCUCUGACAACAUGAGUGUUUUUGAUCCAAUUGAUACUAGACACAGAGGACAACGGGCAGUUGACCCCGAUUACAAGAUCAAGAAGGAAUUAUGGCUGAAGCACAUUGGUCUUGUAAAUGAGGAUGGUGGAUAUGUCACUCCUGACGAGCUUCUGCGACGAUGGCGCUCUAAGACUGAUACAGAGAGAAUCGCCAUCGAAGACAAGGCACGAGAAGAGAGAGUGAUUUAUUGUGGUUGGCAGCGUGGAAGUAAAAAUCUGGACGGCGGGCCAACUGGCAGGAAGCCCGUUACUAUCCUCGACUCGUAG
This is a messenger RNA of Hymenoscyphus albidus, 1785 nucleotides long. The record is from the annotation of a GenBank genome assembly. NCBI's taxonomy places the organism in Eukaryota, Fungi, Ascomycota, Leotiomycetes, Helotiales, Helotiaceae.